AUGAUCGUUGAUGAACCGCGGCUAACUUCGCCGUGGAUCGCUGAAGAAGUUCAGCGAUCUGUAAACUAUCUAUACUCCCCCUCUCUUCUCAUAGAACGUCCCUCAACUCCUGCACAGCCUUGCGCUCAGUCCUCUUUGCUCAACUUCGCCGUACCUCGCCAUAUCCCCGAUUUGGUCUCAGUGGUUCGAGUGGAAGUCGGUGAUGGUGAAAGGAAGGUCGGUGAUGGUGAAAGGAGGAUCGGUGAUGGUGGUUGUCAGGGAUGUUACAACGUAGUUCGUGACACACCUGAACACUCAAGUCUGCCUGUUGACUCAAACCUCAUGGAAUUCAAGGGCUUGGACGCCAUCCUUAAGCUUAUCCACAGGCUAGACAACGCUAAACUGGUCAUGACGCCUGCCUUCUCAGAAAGCUUUCUGCAAGGGCAGAGUAAUGAUGGCAACCGGGUCAAACUUUACCUUCCCAAUCAAGACCAGCUCCAAGAAUCACUUGGCAACAUGCCACUGAACUUUGUACUGGUCAACGGAGAGCACAAUGCUCUAUCCUUUCCCCAGUGGCCUGCAACCCCAGACAUCACAGGAAAUAGCGAUAGACCAAGCAUUUCUGUGAACCGAGUGAACAAAGUUGGUGAUAGGGGUUUUCGAUGGCAAUUGAUGCUUGAUUAUCCCCAUAGAGCUUGUGUCACAAACUACGUCGUGACACCUCGAUUAUUCCACCAACAAUGA
This is a messenger RNA of Tremella mesenterica DSM 1558, 723 nucleotides long. RefSeq lists its product as uncharacterized. Lineage: Eukaryota; Fungi; Basidiomycota; Tremellomycetes; Tremellales; Tremellaceae. Bases 1 to 723 code for a protein of 240 amino acids. The transcript has 6 exons. The record is from RefSeq and is a predicted model, not a curated record.